UAAAGCGGCCAUAGCCUCCGGUUUGUCUCUCCUCUCCUCUCCUCUGUUGAACUCUCCGCGAUCUAAAAUGCUCUAAUUCCGCCAUCUUUUUUUAUCUCUUUUGCUCAUCCAUCGCAAUAUGUGGAGAAAUCUAUCCAAACAUUCUUCUCUGAGAAGGUUCAAGAUUUUAGCAGAAUCCAACUCAUCAAUCAAUGCGUUUACCUCAGCUAAAUCCUCUCAGCAUUCUAUCCUUUGUGAGGAGGCCACACAUUUCCUGACCCGGCGCGGUGUGAGCAUAGGCAGCUCAGAAUUAGGUCUUUUCCAAGAUACAACCUUGCGACGCAAGCGCGAUGUGGGACCUCCUAUUAGAUUUCCUGUUUAUACUAGAGGUUACGCCGCCGCAGCCGAGGCUUUAGUGUCGACGUCCGAAGAAGAGGUUGAUGAAAUUCAGGAAUUGGUGGAUGAGCUUAACAAAGAAAUCGAUGCGAGAAGCCCAGAAAUGAACCAGGGGCGGAGGCAGCCGCAGAAACUGGUGGGAGGGAUGGGGUUGGGGAAGUACAAUAUUCUUAGGAGGAGGCAGAUCAAGGCGGAGACGGAGGCGUGGGAGGAGGCGGCGAAGGAGUACCAAGAGCUUUUAGUUGACAUGUGCGAGCAAAAAUUGGCCCCUAACUUGCCUUACAUCAAGUCCUUGUUCUUGGGGUGGUUUGAGCCUUUGAGAGAUGCGAUUGCUGCUGAGCAAGACUUGUGCCAGGAAGGAAAGAACAGGGCCGCCUAUGCGCCUUACUUUGAUCAGCUGCCUGCAGAUAUGAUGGCAGUUAUUACAAUGCAUAAGUUGAUGGCUCUGUUGAUGACUGGAGGAGGCAAUGGCAGUGCCAGAGUUGUACAAGCAGCAUGUCAUAUUGGUGAAGCAAUCGAACAUGAGGUUAGGAUUCAUAAGUUUUUGGAGAACUGCAAGAGGAAAAACGCAUUAAAUAGAACUUGUGAUGAGGAACCUGAUGCUGGGGCUAAGGAGCAAGAGAGACUAAAGAAAAAGGUCCAGCUUUUGAUGAAGAAACAAAAGGUACAGCAAGUCAGGAGAAUAGUAAGCCGGCAAGAUGAUUUGAAGGCAUGGGGACAGGAUGCUCAAGUCAAGGUUGGCAGUCGGUUGAUUCAGAUAUUAAUGGAAACUGCCUACAUACAACCUCCGGUUGAUCAGAUGGAGGAUACCCCUCCUGAUGUCCGACCUGCAUUUGUGCACACGCUCAAAUCUGUUGAAACAGUGAAAGGGACCCGGAGAUAUGGGGUGAUUGAGUGUGAUCCUCUAGUUCGGAAAGGGCUGGAAAAAACUGCAAGGCACAUGGUGAUUCCAUAUAUGCCAAUGUUGGUUCCUCCACUAAAUUGGACAGGGUAUGAGCGAGGUGCUUAUCUAUUUCUACCAUCAUAUAUUAUGCGAACACAUGGAGCAAAACAGCAACGCGAGGCUGUUAAAAGAACUCAAAGGGAACAGUUAGAACCUGUCUAUCAGGCACUUAACACUCUAGGCAGUACUAAGUGGAGAGUGAACAAAAGAAUAUUGAGUCUUGUGGACAGAAUCUGGGCUAAUGGAGGUCAGCUUGCUGAUUUGGUAGACCGUGAAGAUGUCCCUUUACCAGAGGAACCUGAUACAGAAGAUGAAUUAGAAUUAAAGAAAUGGAGGUGGAAAGUUAAAGCUGUGAAAAAGGAGAACAGUGAAAGGCAUUCACAGCGGUGUGAUAUAGAACUUAAACUUACUGUGGCCAGAAAAAUGAAGGACGAAGAAGGAUUUUACUACCCUCACAAUUUAGAUUUCCGAGGGCGUGCAUAUCCCAUGCAUCCGUAUCUGAAUCAUCUUGGUUCUGACCUCUGCCGGGGAAUAUUAGAAUUUGCAGAAGGUCGUCCGCUUGGCAAGUCUGGCUUACGCUGGUUAAAAAUACAUCUAGCAAACUUAUACGGUGGUGGUGUUGACAAAUUGCCUUAUGAGGGUCGGGUAUCAUUUACUGAAAACCAUCUGGAGGAUAUAUUUGACUCUGCUGAUCGGCCUCUUGAAGGGAGACGAUGGUGGUUAAAUGCAGAGGAUCCUUUCCAAUGUCUGGCCACUUGCAUGAGCCUGUCUGAGGCAUUAAGAAGUCCAUAUCCUGAGACUGCAAUCUCACAUAUGCCUGUCCACCAGGAUGGUUCGUGUAAUGGUUUGCAACAUUAUGCCGCUCUUGGAAGGGAUAAGCUUGGAGCAGCUGCAGUCAAUCUUGUUGCUGGAGAUAAGCCAGCUGAUGUUUACUCAGGGAUUGCAGCAAGAGUUCUUGAGAUAAUGAAGACAGAUGCAGCUGGAGACCCUGAUAUUGAUCCCAAUGCCAAGCAUGCUAGACUGUUAAUUGAUCAGGUGGAUAGAAAGUUAGUUAAGCAAACAGUCAUGACAUCAGUGUAUGGUGUCACAUAUAUAGGUGCACGUGACCAAAUCAAGAGGAGGUUAAAGGAGCGCCAUGCUAUGGAUGAUGAUGCAGAGUUGUUUGCAUGUGCUUGCUAUGCUGCAAAAACAACCUUAACUGCUUUAGGAGAAAUGUUUGAGGCUGCAAGAAGUAUAAUGGGCUGGCUGGGAGACUGUGCAAAGAUUAUAGCAACAGAAAAUGAACCAGUUCGUUGGACGACACCACUUGGGCUUCCUGUUGUCCAACCUUACCGCAAAUUAGGAAAGCACAUGAUUAAGACUUCACUUCAGGUUUUAACUCUUCAACGCGAAACUGACAAGGUGAUGACCAAGCGACAGAGAACUGCUUUUCCUCCAAAUUUUGUGCAUUCUCUCGAUGGCUCACAUAUGAUGAUGACUGCCAUUGCUUGCUCUCAGGCAGGCUUAAGUUUUGCAGGAGUGCAUGAUUCAUAUUGGACUCACGCUUGUGAUGUUGACCAAAUGAACAAGAUUCUAAGAGAGAAGUUCGUUGAGCUCUAUGAGGCACCUAUAUUGGAGAAUUUGUUGGAGAGUUUUGAGAAGUCAUUCCCAGACCUAAAUUUCCCUUCGUUGCCAGAACGAGGAGACUUCGAUCUGAAAGAAGUUCUAGACUCCACCUAUUUCUUCAACUAGAUAAUACAGAUAUUGCUUAUCAUUCUUUGAGUAUCCAAUCCCUCUUAUCAUUUGAUUACCAUGGACAUCCCGAUUUUCUUGGAUCGUUGCUGCUGCCAGUACCAUCGUCUUGAUCUGGAAGAUCUCUGGAUAGCAGGAUACUUGCUAAUCCUGCACGCUUCUGACUGCAUUUCUAGGUACUGAGGCGUACCGCUUCGAUCAGAAUAAGACGAAAUCGGAUGCUAAUACCGUAGCACAAACUUAUAAGGCGCGCCACAGCCUUACAAGUUCUCUUUUUGUAGCUGCUCGUAGGAGCAGUGUUGUAGUUGAGUAAGCAAUGCUCUUGUACAUGGCAAAACAAGUAGUGGAAGCUGAGCUAAAUUACUGUAUAUAUGUUUUUAGAUUUGAUGAAAGCAAAAGAUAAAUGAGUUUACUAGA
Salvia hispanica is the source of this 3466-nucleotide messenger RNA. RefSeq names its product DNA-directed RNA polymerase 1B, mitochondrial-like. Gene Ontology annotation, molecular function: DNA-directed RNA polymerase activity; DNA binding. The record is from RefSeq and is a predicted model, not a curated record. Gene Ontology annotation, cellular component: mitochondrial DNA-directed RNA polymerase complex. Gene Ontology annotation, biological process: mitochondrial transcription. NCBI's taxonomy places the organism in Eukaryota, Viridiplantae, Streptophyta, Magnoliopsida, Lamiales, Lamiaceae.